GGAGAUAAAAAGAAAUUUGCUGAGACAGUUGUGAUUUAUGUGAGAGUAACGGACAAAGAUGGGCGAUUGAUAUUUCAUGCCAGAUACGGAAACUGUUACGAAGGUCCAAAUGCAAAUACAGCUCAUGCUGAGUAUUUUAUGCUGAUCGAUGAAGAAUUCAGACAAGCUGUUAAGUUCCUCCAAGAUAUUAAAGGAGGGAACAUUAACAUGUACAUGAACAAACAACCUUGUUACAAGUCAACAGGUCAUGGUAAGAAAACAGAACUUAAAAUUAAAAACUGUGCACAGGAACUGCUUAAUUUCUUUCAUUUCCAUUGCUUGUUUUCCAGUAUAAAAUUAAAAAUCUAUCUCUGUCAGUUCUACAAAGUCGGCAAAAUUGUGCAAAGUCCAUUGUUACUUCAAGAAAAAGGCUCCCUCGGACAGGAUAUUUGGAACGCGCAGCUGGGCUUGAAAAUCUUGCUAUCUCAAUUUAACAUUGAGCUCAAGGCUAUGACACAAGAAAGCUGGGAAACACUGGCUAAUUAUGCUGAAAUUAAAUUACCCGACUACCAAGGAAGUGAACGACAAAAGCUAGACCUUCACAUCCAUAAUUUGCUACUGGAAAUGAAGAAAUUACCAAUCAGUCAGCUGCUCGGAGUUGUUUAGAUUCCUUUUAGUGUAAAACAAGGACAACAAUUGGUACUAGCCAUCUAAAAAGCACCAGCACCGCGAGUUAUGGUUGACGGGCGUGAGGUGUCUGCUUGUUAAAUCUUUUGUUGAACUCAGGACAAAACUUUGCUGAAUCUUUUCAAUGGACACAAACACGAGA
This is a messenger RNA of Porites evermanni, 808 nucleotides long. The record is from the annotation of a GenBank genome assembly. NCBI's taxonomy places the organism in Eukaryota, Metazoa, Cnidaria, Anthozoa, Scleractinia, Poritidae.